CCCUCGCCGGACCCUAUGACCCGAGGCUCCGCUCCCUCCCUCUACCUGCCCGUCGAGUUCCAGAGGAUGGGCUCCUUCCGAAGGCCGAGGCCCCGCUUCAUGAGCUCCCCCGUGCUGAGCGACCUGCCCCGCUUCCAGGCCACCCGCCAGGCUAUGCAGCUCAGUUCCAAUUCGGCCUGGAACAGUGUCCAGACUGCGGUGAUCAACGUGUUCAAAGGGGGAGGCCUACAGAACAACGAGCUGUUCCUGCUGAAUGAAAACAUCAGGCGGCUGCUGAAGAGCGAGCUGGGAUCCUUCAUCACAGACUACUUCCAGAACCAACUUCUUGCUAAAGGGCUGCUGUUUGUGGAAGAGAAGGUUCACCUGUGUGAAGGUGAGUAUGAGGGGCCUUCUGGAGGGGGGUGGACGUUGGGUCAGCUGCUCAGGAUCCCUUUGGCCCCUGGGAGCAGGACUCUGGACUCCAGCCGAGGCCAGGAGCUGACGAUCCGCCAGAUCGCCCUGCUGGGCUUCCGGGACCUGGUGCUGCUCAAAGUCAGGCUGGAGGAGAUGCUCCCGGCGGGGCCGGCCCAGGUGCCCUCGUCCAUCGUGCAGAUGCUGCUCGUCCUGCAGAGUGUCCACGAGCCGGCCGGCCCGAGCGAGGGCUGCCUGCAGCUGGAGGAGCUGCUGAAGCGCGUCGUGUCUCCCUUCCUGGGCACGGGCAGCGGCGAUCGAGGCCUCUCGGGCGCGGCUUGUACGCUGGCACGCCGGCAUUCUCGAUCUCGCCCGAAGGUGACCGUCCUGAACUACUCCCAGGCAGCCGUGACGGCCCGCCCUCUCCACGAGAUGGCCCUGACCCCCCUGACAGAACAGGAGGGCGAGGCGUACCUAGAAAAGUGUGGCAGCAUCCGCCGCCAUACCGUGGCCAACGCUCACUCGGACAUCCAGCUGCUCGCCAUGGCCACCAUGAUGCACUCUGGCAUGGGGGAAGAGCCCGACGGCGGGGACAAGUGCCUGCUCCUCCCGCCCAGCUUCCCUCCUCACCGCCAGUGCUCCAGCGAGCCCAACAUCGUGGACAGUCCUGAGGAACUGGAGGAGGGGGUGACGGAUGUUCAGGAGCACGGGGAGCUCGGCUGUACGUCUCUUGGCUGAGCAGCUCUCUUUAGAGGAGGCAGGUGGCCCCAGGAG
Gracilinanus agilis (Agile Gracile Mouse Opossum) is the source of this 1164-nucleotide messenger RNA. RefSeq names its product proline rich 5 like (gene PRR5L). The record is from RefSeq and is a predicted model, not a curated record. Gene Ontology annotation, biological process: TORC2 signaling. The coding region runs from base 16 to 1128 and encodes 370 amino acids. The transcript has 7 exons. NCBI's taxonomy places the organism in Eukaryota, Metazoa, Chordata, Mammalia, Didelphimorphia, Didelphidae. Gene Ontology annotation, cellular component: TORC2 complex.